Molecule: messenger RNA, 1987 nt
Organism: Pangasianodon hypophthalmus (striped catfish)
Lineage: Eukaryota; Metazoa; Chordata; Actinopteri; Siluriformes; Pangasiidae
Gene: ocstamp
Product: osteoclast stimulatory transmembrane protein
Exons: 3
Coding region: 107-1615 (502 amino acids)
Cellular component (GO): membrane
Source: RefSeq, a predicted model, not a curated record
GAUGUUGACAAACUGUACUGUUCUCAUUUUACCAUCUGGAUCCCUGUCCUUCAGUCCAUUUUUCUAUCUACUUCACUAUCUAGCUGUAUAACUACUACACAGCGAAAUGUUCCUAAAGAGUAACUGGCAUGCAUUCAGAGUGCCAGUGAUGAAUGGCCUGGGGUUCCUCUGGGCCUCCUACUCUACUCCAACUCCACAGAGUGUCAAACAAGUCUUCACCCUCCUGCUCCUCUGUUUGAUCAUUUCCAUGAGCACUGGUGCUCUACUCUUCCACUGGCUAAGUGGGCUCUUAGAGUACCACCCCAAGACUGCGGGCAUCGCCACAGGCAUCUACACAGUAGCCAUCUUGAUUAUCUCAUUUCUCGUACAUCCUUUUCGUUGUGCAUUCACACUGAUGUUUCCAACGCUGGGCACCCAACAGGGACGCAAACUUGUUCUCUCAUUGUGCGUGAUGAUUGUGCUGGUUUAUGUUCUGCCGAACAUUGCCACUAACAUAGUUGAACUUACACAUCUCAUGAAGUGCACAUCAGAGAACGUCGCUCACAGUGUCCUCAAUUCAUCGGCAUUAAGCAACAUCAUAAAGAGUGAUCUGGUUUCUAAAGUUAAAAAUAUUCAGAAUUUAGGUUUGGGGGAUUUCGUGGAGCAGCUAAGUAGUUUUAACCACCGCACAGACAUUGACGUGACUGGUCUAAGAGAAAAUCUGAAAAGUUUAAGCAGACACGUUGGGCAGGAUUUUUCCAAGGCCAUACAUCAACUAGAGGCACUGAAGCUCCUAUCAAGCAGAAUACUUGCUGCUGGUUUAGUAAUCUACCUUUUUAUGGAUUCAUCCAUUUACCUGAAGUCAUACCUGACAUCUGUGAGAUUUGAUAAUGUCUACAUUACUGGGCUGCUCAAAAAAAAUGCAGACAAGAGAGGAAUCCAAGUGGAGGCAAAUGAUGUGAAAAAUGGAGUGAACGUCACCAGCUUCAGAAUGUCGAAAAGAGAACUCCUUAAGUGUUUACUUCCCGUUCUCAUGAUCACAUUGUAUCUGUUGAUGACGAUUGUGCUUCUAGUAUUUGACCAUAUAGUGCAUUAUGCUGUGGUAGCAGGCGGGCCUUGGCUUUUGGACAUUCCACCUACUGACAUUUCCAUGGACAUCCAUUUUAAGGUUUAUUUUAAGCAUAACACCUGUGAGAUAUUUGGAUGCAAACCCUCAGAAGUGGUGAACUUCGUCAAAAUGUACAAUGCCACCAUUAGCUCUGAUGUGACUCAGUGCAAGACCACGCCAAACAAGCUGAAAGAAGAUGUGAUAUUCGCACUGCUCCUGCUCUACUUCCUCAGUUACUGUCUCACUUUCCUGGAGGUCUACGCUCGACGCCUUCGCAGGAAAGUGGCCUCUUCUUUCUUCCAGGUGCAGGAGGAGAAAAGAAUAACAUUUCUUAUUGAUCAGAUUAUGAACAAGAAGAAGAGAAGACAGGCCAAACAAGCAGAACUUGAAAGUACUGAGAGCAUUAAGCAGGGGAAUGAUAAGAGACUAUUCAUGAUUUUACCUCUUUCUAGAUUAUAUGCAUGUUUUCCUGCAAGAAAAGACAAUGCAGUCAAGCACACUGAUGAAAUCAAGCAGUCAGAUCACUGACUGUACUGGUCGAAACUGAAAAGUUAGCUUCGUUAUAUUUGAAUAUUUGGCUGCAAAAUAUUUUAUGUAGACUUAUUUAUGGUAAGGGGAGCACAGCGAUGCAGAGGGUAGCAUUGCCACUUCACAGCUCCAGGUUCUCCAGUUGGAUCCUGAGCUUGGGUUACUUUCUGUGCAGUGUUUUUCUGUGUAGUGUUCUCUCUGUGUCUGUGCAGGUUUCUCCAGGUUCUCCAGUUUCCUCCCACCUCUCAAAAAGGUGCUGGUAGGUGUAUUGGUUACUCUAGAUUGAGGAGCUUUUGAAAAGGAAAGAAAGGAACACAAAUUUAUGCUUUACACAAAUCAAUUUUGUACCAUUAAAACCUUGUAAUUUUGAUC